Molecule: messenger RNA, 2598 nt
Organism: Neopsephotus bourkii (Bourke's parrot)
Lineage: Eukaryota; Metazoa; Chordata; Aves; Psittaciformes; Psittacidae
Gene: NRG2
Product: neuregulin 2
Exons: 12
Coding region: 63-2291 (742 amino acids)
Biological process (GO): animal organ development; nervous system development; intracellular signal transduction
Molecular function (GO): signaling receptor binding
Source: RefSeq, a predicted model, not a curated record
GCGCCGCAGCCCCGCAGCCCGGCCGCCGCAGGGCCGGCGGGGAGCGAGCGGUAGCCGGCGGCAUGAGGCGCGACCCGGCGCCCGGCUUCUCCAUGCUGCUCUUCGGCGUUUCCCUCGCCUGCUACUCGCCCAGCCUCAAGUCGGUGCAGGACCAGGCGUACACGGCGGCGGUGGUGCUGGAGGGCAAGGUGCAGUCCGUGGGCCCCCCCGCCGGCGGCGGCAAUGACAGCCGCGGAGCCGCCGGUCCUGCCGGGGGGGUUUUGGUCAAGGUUCUGGACCUGUGGCCCCUCAACAGCGGCGGGCUGCAGCGGGAGCAGCUCAUCAGCGUGGGCUCCAAGGCUCCCUGCUUCAAAGUGAAGCGCAACCACCGCUACAUCUUCUUCCUGGAGCCCACCGAGGAGCCGCUCGUUUUCCGCACCGCCUUCGCCCCGCUCGACACCAGCGGCAAGAACCUCAAGCGGGACGUGGCGCGGAUCCUCUGCGCCGACUGCGCUGUCCCUCCCAAGCUGAAGAAGCUGAAAAGCCCAAAUGUUCACGUUGGUGAGAAGAUCUCACUGAAAUGUGAGGCGACUGCUGGAAACCCUCAGCCCUCCUACAAGUGGUUUAAAGAUGGCAAAGAGCUGAAGAAGAGCAAAGACAUCCGGAUCAAGUAUGGGAAUGGGAAAAAGAUUUCCAGACUGCAGUUCAACAAGGUGAAGCUGGAAGAUGCUGGGGAGUACAGCUGCGAAGCGGAGAACGUUUUAGGGAAAGACACCGCAAAAGGCAGCCUGAAUGUGAAAAGUGGAACAACGAAAGCACCACAAGUCUUACCAGCCUCAGAAACUAAAAUAGUUGUUAUGGAAGAAGAGUUAACCACAACUCUCUCCUCCUGGUCCGGGCAUGCUAGAAAAUGCAACGAAACAGCCAAGUCCUAUUGUGUCAAUGGCGGGGUAUGCUACUACAUCGAGGGGAUUAACCAGCUGUCUUGCAAGUGUCCGAUCGAAUUCACAGGAGACCGGUGUCAGCAUUUCGCAAUGGUCAGCUUCUCCAAGCAUCUUGGAUUUGAAUUAAAGGAAGCAGAAGAGCUCUACCAGAAGAGAGUUUUAACCAUCACGGGAAUCUGCGUUGCCUUGCUUGUGGUGGGCAUCGUCUGUGUGGUAGCUUACUGUAAAACCAAGAAACAAAGAAAACAAAUGCAUAAUCAUUUACGUCAGAACAUGUGCCCUGCCCAUCAGAACAGGAGCCUUGCGAACGGGCCAAGCCAUCCACGUUUGGAUCCCGAGGAAAUCCAAAUGGCCGAUUAUAUCUCUAAGAAUGUUUCUGCCACUGAGCAUGUGAUCCGAAGGGAAACAGAGACAACCUUUUCAGGAAGUCACUCCUGCUCUCCAUCUCAUCACUGCUCCACAGCCACUCCAACGUCCAGCCAGAGACAUGAAAGCCACACCUGGAGCUUGGAGCGGACGGAGAGUCUGACUUCAGAUUCCCAGUCUGGGAUAAUGCUGUCCUCAGUGGGAACCAGUAAAUGUAACAGCCCUGCGUGCGUGGAGGCACGGGCUCGCCGCGGGGCCACCUUCUGCAUCGAGGACUCACGGAGGCCCAUGACACAGUAUCGUGACUCGGUGGAUUCUCUGCGGGACUCACCACACAGCGAGAGGUACGUGUCGGCACUGACCACACCAGCACGCCUGUCACCUGUCGACUUCCACUACUCAAUGGCCGCACAGGUGCCCACCUUCGAGAUCACGUCCCCCAACUCAGCGCACGCUGUCUCCCUGCCCCCAGCAGCCCCCAUCAGCUUCCGCGUGGAGGAGCAGCAGCCCCUGCUGCGGCGGUACCAGCUCCCCUUCCAGGACACGCAGCGGUAUGACAGCUACUACCAAAGGAAGACCUACCUAAACGACAGCAUGGGCAGCCUGCCCUCCAGCCCCUUCCGCAUCACGGAGGACGACGAGUACGAGACGACGCAGGAGUACGUCACAGCGCUAGAGCACCCAAAGAAAACAGCCAGCAGCAACAGGCGGUGGAAAAAAUCCAAACUGAACGGGCACAUCCCUCACAGAGCCAGAGCCGUCCGGGACUCCUUCUCCUUCAGCAGCGCCUCUUACAGUGAGUCUGACGAGGAGCUGGUGGCCGAGAGCACGCCGUUCCUAAGCACUCAGAACAAUGAGGUGGUACACACAGGGUCGCCGCCGCUGCACCGGCCUGCUGACAGCCGGACUCACUACUCCUGCAGCAGGCACAGCGCGCCCGGGGAGAGCGGGCGCAGCAGCCUGGCGCACACGACGCCCAAACCCGACCCGGAUCCUCUCUAGGCGCCUCCCAGACUGGUGUGCCCACAGACAUGAGCUGCGCGGAGGAGGCCGAGGAGGGGAGAUGAGACAAAACAAAGAUAAAUAUUUUUAUUUUAUAUAAAAGAAGGGGAGGGGGGGAAAUUAUAACAAAUAAAAUGUUUUAUUUUCAUUUUAGCAAAGUUGUCUUAUAAUAGCUAACGACAAUGACUUUUUUAUAAGGAAUCUCUAUUUAUAUGUAAUGUCUUGAUUUACAGCUUCCAAGAAAAAAAAAAAAAGUUGAAAAAAAAAAAAGAAAACAAACAAUAAAGUUAAAAAAAAAGUGGGCCAA